UACAGAGUUGACACUUGACACAUUAUUUUUGUUAGUCGAAUUGGUAUAAAUUUUUAGAAAUUCUACAUUUCUCAUGUUAAAAUCAAAUAUUUAAUAGAAAAAAAUCAAAAAUAAAACCUAUACAAGAUGGGGCGACGAUCCAUAAAUACCACUAAAAGUGGUAAAUACAUGAAUCCCACAGAUCAAGCUAGAAAGGAGGCCCGCAAAAAGGAAUUGAAGAAGAAUAAAAAGCAGCGCCAAAUGGUUAGAGCUGCUGUGCUCAAAAAUAAAGAUCCCAGUCAAAUAUUAGAGGAAAUGGAAAAAAUCGAUGAAAUGGAAUACAAUGUUUUGCAGCCGUCACCUUUAAAUGAAAAAGUUUUAAGGGACAAACGUAAGAAACUUAAGGAAACAUUUGAUCGUGUUAUGAGACUUUAUCAUAAUGAUGAUCCCGAACACUGGUCUGAGCUAAAGCGCAAGGAGGUUGAAUAUGAAAAGAAACGGCUGAAAAAGCAGCAGUAUUAUGAAAGUGUCAAGCAUGCUCAAAGUGUACAGAUUGAUGAAAUUCCUUUACCCUCUAGCAACCAGACACCGGCACCUACAACGGCCUCUUCUGCAUCCACUUUUCCACCCAAACGUCUACCACCACCACCCACAGCAUUAUCUUUGCCUCCAUUUGCUCCGGGAGCACCGCCUGGUACACUCAAAAAGACCAAUGAAAAUCUCUCAAAACUCUCCGAUAAAUCGGAUGACCUAAAAAAGAAAGAAACCUUGGGAGUACCCGUUGGACCACCUCCUGAUCUUAUAGAUUUUCCAGAUCUCGAUUCAGAUGCAGAAGACGACGAAGUUAUACUUAAAAAAUACGUGCCGAAAUCAAAUAAAGCCAAGGUAGUGCCCAAACCCAAUUCAUUACAGCAACGUAUGCUGGCCAUAUCAGGACAAAAUAUUGAUGAUUUCAUGAAAGAAAUGGAAAAUGUACAUAAAAAGAAGGUGGCAGCUGGUAGGUUGGGAGACAUUGCAAUCCCCACAGAAGACAGUGAAAAGAAAACAAAAUCAUCCGAUGCUGAGGAGGACGAUGAAGAUGAUGAUGACAAAACGGAUGAAUCGGAGAGUACGGAUAAUUCAGAUGAUGAAGAGGAUAGUGAUUCUUCCAGAAGGAAAAUAAAAGAUGCGGCCUCUGCAAAAACAGCAACUGUACCCGUACAUGCAGCACCGGUGGCGGCAGCUCCUAUGCCCAUGCCUUUAAAUUUGCCAGGUAUGCCGGGCCAACCGCAUAUGCAUGUUUCAGGGCCUCCAGUGCCACCUAUGGGAGGUUUGGCUCCACCGCCCAUGAUGUUUCGUCCGCCACCUCGACCACCAGGUAUGCAUGCCUUUGGCAUACGAAUGCCACCAGGACCACCACCUGGACCAAGACCUGGUAUGCCACGUAUGGGCAUACGUAUACCGGGACCACCGCCCGGCAUGCCACCCCGAAUGGCCCACCACAAAAAUCAACAGCUUCAAAACAAGGACAGUAAGGGUGUGACAACAAUUACCGCCAAACCUCAAAUAAGAAACCUGAGCGCAGAUGUUACACGCUUUGUGCCCUCAACUUUAAGAGUUAAACGUGAUGAUGCCCGCAAACCCAAUCGUUCAAAGCCUUAUGCUCAAGAAACCCCUAAUCAUCCCAAAGAGUCUAAUAAUGCCGCCUCGAAAGACGAUGCCUAUACACAAUUCAUGAACGAAAUGCAAGGCUUACUGUAAAUUUUAAACUAUGCAAAAACUGAAAUAGAAAUAAAACUGAAUUUAUAAAAUAAAACCACAAAAUUUUACAUAUUACAGAACUCGAAAUCAAA
Messenger RNA from Calliphora vicina (urban bluebottle blowfly), 1811 nucleotides. RefSeq names its product WW domain-binding protein 11. Gene Ontology annotation, biological process: RNA processing. The transcript is spliced from 6 exons. Bases 127 to 1719 code for a protein of 530 amino acids. The record is from RefSeq and is a predicted model, not a curated record. Gene Ontology annotation, cellular component: spliceosomal complex. Lineage: Eukaryota; Metazoa; Arthropoda; Insecta; Diptera; Calliphoridae.